Poecilia latipinna (sailfin molly) is the source of this 4936-nucleotide messenger RNA. RefSeq names its product lysine (K)-specific demethylase 7Aa (gene kdm7aa). Lineage: Eukaryota; Metazoa; Chordata; Actinopteri; Cyprinodontiformes; Poeciliidae. Bases 46 to 2472 code for a protein of 808 amino acids. The transcript has 18 exons. The record is from RefSeq and is a predicted model, not a curated record.
AUCCCCGCCCGCUUCAUUCCUGCGUUGUUUGGGGACAGUAGGAAGAUGGCGGCGGCCCCGCUGUACUGUGUCUGCCGGCAGCCCUACGAUGUGAGCCGGUUUAUGAUCGAAUGCGACAUCUGUAAGGACUGGUUUCACGGCAGCUGCGUUCACGUUGAGGAGCACCAUGCCGUGGAUAUCGACGUCUACCACUGCCCCAACUGCGAUGUCAAACACGGACCCUCCCUGAUGAAAAGGCGCAACAACUGGCACAGACACGAUUACACGGAGCCAGAUGACGGGUCCAAGCCGGUCCAGGCCGGUACCUCUGUGUUUGUUAAGCAGCUCCAGCACAGGACCUUCCCGAGUGCAGAGGAGAUCCUGAUACGGAUGAAGGGCGAGCAGGUGACCACCAGGUAUCUGGAGAGACACGGCUUCAACUACCCCGUCGUGAUCACGGAGAUGGAGGGCCUGGGUCUGAAGCUGCCCCCUCCCACCUUCUCCGUCAAAGACGUGGAGCAGUAUGUGGGUGGUGACAAAGUUAUCGACGUGAUUGAUGUGGCACGGCAGGCGGACAGCAAGAUGAAACUCAGCGAAUUUAUCAAGUAUUUCACCAAACCCCAUCGACCCAAAGUCCUCAACCUCAUCAGCCUGGAGUUCUCCGACACAAAGAUGGCAGAGUUGGUCGAGGUUCCCGAUGUGGCCAAGAAAAUGUCCUGGGUGGAAAACUACUGGCCUGAUGACUCGUUCUUCCCAAAACCCUUCGUCCAGAAGUACUGCCUUAUGGGGGUUAAAGACAGCUACACGGACUUCCACAUAGACUUUGGAGGAACCUCAGUCUGGUACCAUGUUUUGUGGGGUGAGAAGAUCUUCUACUUGAUCAAACCCACUCCCACCAACCUUGCACUAUACGAGGCAUGGAGCUCCUCGCCCAAUCAGAGCGAAGUGUUCUUCGGGGAUAAAGUGGAUAAGUGCUACAAGUGUGUUAUUACCCAAGGAACCACCCUGCUCAUCCCUACAGGCUGGAUCCAUGGUGUUCUCACCUCUCAGGAUUGCAUGGCAUUCGGAGGGAACUUCCUUCACAACCUCAAUAUUGGCAUGCAGCUCAGGUGUUAUGAAAUGGAGCGUCGCCUGAAAACUCCAGACCUCUUCAAGUUUCCGUACUUUGAGGCCAUUUGUUGGUAUGUGGCUAAAAACCUCUUGGAAAUGCUAAAAGAACUACGUGAGGACAGCUGUCCUCCACCAACCUACCUUGUAGACGGAGUCAGGGCUUUAAUUGGCGCAUUGAGGACGUGGUUGAAAAGAGAGGUGACCGAGCCGACCAGCGAGGUUCCAGAUAAUAUCCGGCCCAACCAUCUCAUCAAGGAGCUGACCAAGGAAAUCUGCUACCUGGAGGAGGAACAAGUGAGCGGCAGCAAGCCAGUGAAAUCUCAGGGAAGUGGCGUACUGUUGGGAGCAAAUGGCUGCCUCACCACCCGCGCCCUGGAGAGGCUGUGCCAGGCGCGGCAGGCGAGGCGAGCCGCCCGGCGGCUCCGGGAGCAGCAGCAGGCCCCCAAGGCGCCGACCAACCUGGACAUCCUGGAGCAGCACACCAUGGAGGUGCUGAAGAGGGUGGAGGUGGGGACGCUCGAAGAGGAUCCAGCGUUUUGUGCCAAGGUUCUCGGAAAGUUCAACAAAGUGUCGACUGCAUCGGCAGCAGCUGCCGAGUCCUUGGAGGACAACCACCUACGUCUCAUGUUGGUCAACGGCAGAAUCAUCCGAGAUUUAAGGCGACCGGGUAGCAGUCCGGUAAAGACGGAGGGUGUCGACCAAAGCCCACCAAAGAGCACAGCUGAGAAAGCAUCGCUCCUCAGGCGACUGGAGAGGGUGAAGAAUGAACUCAGGGAGGAGACCUCAGGACACUCGAGCGUCUCGGAUGUGGAGUCAGACAGCGACUCUCCCUCCGAAAGUAAAUCGUCGUCGUCUUCGUCUUCUGACGACGAUUCAGAGAGUUCCCAGGAGGAAGAUGAGGAGGAGGAGCAGCAGAACGGCUCAGGGCACAGCAUGGAUCUGGACCAGUCGGGUCAGAAACUCAGGCACAAACACAAACCACUCAAACGAGAACGUCCUACCUCACCCAGCACAGAAGAGGCCAUUCAGGGGAUGCUGUCCAUGGCUGGUCUGCUGGAGGAGGCGCCGUCGCCGCAGGAUUCCUGGUGGGCCGGUUCGACCCAACGCUCGCUGCAGGGGGGCAAGAGCCCCAUGGACAGCCAGGGCAACAGCAGCAGCGAGGCCUGGGACAAUCAAGGGCUCCCCAGCCCCAAUACGGAGUACCAGUACUGUGACCCCUCCAUGUCUCCGCCGCUGCACCCUUCCAAGAGGAACGCGCCCAACCCUCCACCCAUCAGCAACCAGGCUACAAAAGGUAAAAGGCCCAAAAAAGGAAUGGCAACAGCCAAACAGAGACUCGGCAAGAUCCUCAAACUCAACAGACACAGUCGUGUUUUUGUUUGACGCGCUUCCUGAAACUUCAAACUCAAAGAAGAAAAAAGAUAAUUUGCCAUCAGUUCUCAAAGAAGUAAAAAAAAAGAGACAAAGAGACAAAGAGAGAAACUUUUUGUGUCACUUUUGUGCCGGAGAAAAGAAAAAUAUGGAGACGACCGCAACGGACCGGAUCUGAAAACACGCUCACUGUGCAUGCUGAGGAGACAGGGUAUUGAGUUUGAGCAAAUCUUCACAGGAAAAUAAUAAAAAUAAAAGCACACUAAGAACAAAAAAAGAGAAUUUUCAUGUGGAUUAAAUUGAAGUUUCAGCGGGCAUUCGAGUCUAAGAGAACCUGCGAUGAGCUCGGCAGGUUGAAACGUGGUGCUUCGAGGAAUUAAAAGAAAAAAAAUGGAGGUGGCGACGAACUGAAAUUUCAAAAUGGUGCUUCUUGUUUUGUAUUUUUCUUCCACUCGUGCUUUCCUUCCUCCCUCUUUUUAUCUCAAUCACACCAGCAAUAAUGACUUUGGAGCGAGAGGAGAGGCGGAGAGCGGGAAGAGAGCGCUGCCUCUCAAUUUGUUUUCAAUAGGAUUUAACUUUAAUUUAUUUCUCAUUUUAUCAGUUUCAUUUUCAAUGUGUUUAUGGAUUAUGUAUUUAUUAAUUGAAAGAAUUGAUGAUUUUAUGAAAUGACCAUGAAACCUUUAGUUUUGAGGGUUUUAAGAGGUCUUUCUUUUCUUUUUUUAAUCUUUAAACAUUUUUGUAAAUGUGGAUGUUUUUAGUCUUGAGUAGCAGUUGACCUUUGACCUUUCUAACUUUCUGUCACAAAUCUUUUCCUUCUGCGGUUGACUUGAGCCUGUGUUGAUUCCCGUCUCUUCCCAGUGAUUUUUGGGCGAUGUGUGAGUAGAGACUUAGGUUAGGUUUAUUUCUUUCACGUCUUCACCUGAACAUUCUCAGUUAGUGCCACUUAACUUUAAUUAGCAAAAAAAACCUAAAUAUCUGAGCCACUGUGGUCGGUACAAAGUACUUUAGUAGUUUUCAGACCCCUUGAACUUCUCCUUUUUGUUACUUUAAAGAAAAUGUAUGAUACACCGAGGUAAUAGUAGAGAAAAAUGUAGAACAUUAGUUCUGCGUUCCAAGCAAAUAAUUUAAAAUCGAAUUAGUUUAUUGUUGCUCCCAUUAUAUUGACAACUGCAGGGGGCUGAGUAAUGCGCCAGAGGGGAUUCCCAUAACUGAAAUUAUACACUCUUCUUUCUUCAACAUAUUUAUUGUUUUCAACAACAGUUCCUGACUUUUUUUUAUCUAAUAAAUGUUAAAAUAAAAAUUUAUAAUCUCAGCAUGAUUCUGCCACCACCAUAAAUGUGUUCAGUUCCGGGUGGAGUGCAGUGUCAGUUUUCUAACAGUUUCUUUUUUGUUUGUUUGCACUAAUUAAUAUAAGAAUAUAUUUUAAUUAGUUUUAUGUUUGCUAAAAACUUGAGUCCCACAGCAUGACUCUGCCAGCUCCAUGUUUCCCAGUGUUCAGUUCAGAGUGAGCUGCAGUGUUGGCUUUCAGUCACAAGCUUAUAUUUAUCUUUUUGACUACUUCACAUAUAAAAUAGGAAACAUACAUUUUUAAAUAUAUGUAUAUUUGUUUUUGGCUACAAACUCUUGAUUCCCACAGCAUGAUACUUCUACCACCUUGCAUUUUUCACUGGAGGUGCUCUUUUCAUUUAAAAGUGGUGUAUUUAUUUUAUUUUUUUUUUACAAAUUCAUAUUUUGAGGCUAAAAUUCCCACAGCAUGAUUCUGCCACCACCAUGCUUCACAGUGGAGUCACUAUUUAGCUCAGAAUGGUGAGCAGUAUUGGUUGUUUCUAAACGGCAAUUAAAAUGAGAAUUUAAAAAAUAGGCCAACUGUGAUUCCCAUAGCAUGACUCUGCCACCACCAUGUUUCACAAUGUAGACUAUUCAGCUCAGAUUGUAUACAUCUAGUUUUUUUUUCCCAAUAUAUUCUAUAAAUUAACCAUUUUUAAACAUGGCAACUAAUCAGAUUCCCUUAGCACUAUGGUGCCACCACCAAGUUUCGAAGUAGAGAUUGUGAAUUUGGUGAAUUAACUUUAUUUUAGGGAAGAAGUUGGGGUUUGUUUUAACUUAAUGUAAAAAAAAGGGAUUAUGCAAUGCAAUACUUCAGGUUUGUCACGUAAAAACUAUAGUUUAAAUUUAGUGGUUUUAAAGUGAUAAAAUGGGGAAAAGUUCAAGGGGUAGAAACACUCGAAGUGUUCAGAAAAACGAGGAACCUCCGAUGGGAAUGAGUGAGUAUUGUUGUUUUUAUUUUAAGUACCAGUGAUGUUGUGAAACGUGAGCAGUUCUUCACUCUCAGGGAAUGAUGCCAUGGACAUUAACCUCCGAUUAACCACCAGCCACAUCAUCACGGAUGCAGACAGGACGCUCUCAGCUCUCCCAGGACUUUCAGGAAGUCCUGCUUCCGAGAAGCUGAGGUUUGUUUUCAUAUUUCCAAAAAAAA